Messenger RNA from Mucor mucedo, 906 nucleotides. Its product is annotated as SMAD/FHA domain-containing protein. NCBI's taxonomy places the organism in Eukaryota, Fungi, Mucoromycota, Mucoromycetes, Mucorales, Mucoraceae. Gene Ontology annotation, molecular function: mRNA binding; protein binding. Bases 1 to 906 code for a protein of 301 amino acids. The transcript has 2 exons. The record is from RefSeq and is a predicted model, not a curated record.
AUGAGUGAAUUUGCCGUACCAGAAGCACCUGUAAAAGCAGCACCACCAGCACCACCUCCAUUACCAUACGAAAAGCCUUCAUGGAGUGGACCCUGUGUAUAUAACUACCGUCUCGAAGUUUUAAAAAACGGCACGAGUAUCGAAUCCAUCAAGGGUCCCGCCAACAAGGAAUUCGUCACAUUGGGAAGACUACCCUUGUGUGAUAUUCUCAUGGAACACCCUUCUAUCUCUCGCUACCAUGCCAUCAUCCAAUUCGAUCAAGACGGCGAUGCCUAUCUGUACGAUCUUGACAGCGCCCAUGGCACGCGACUCAACAAGAAUGCGGUUCCCGCCAGAGAAUACGUUCAAUUAAAACCUGGCGAUCAAAUUCGUUUUGGAGAAAGCACACGUCUCUGCAUCUUUGAUUCUGAAAAACCUUACGAUCCGGAAGAGGAGGCUUUAGAAAGGAGGAAAAUUGCAUUGAAGCAACGGAUAGCCAAACAACGCGGCGAGAGUGUGCCUACACAAGAGGAUAAUGAAGGUAUCUCGUGGGGUUUUACAGAGGAUGCGGAAGAGAUGCCUGAAGAGGAAGAAGGAGAUGAAAAGGAAGCGGAUGCUACAGAAAUUGAAGCCAAUUUGGAUAAAUCCGGUGAUGCUAGUCUACUAAAUGUGGAGGCCGAAAAGAUGGCCUUUGAAGACGCUAUGGCUAAAGAGAAAAAGGUCAUGCUCGAUAUCAAGUUAUUAGAGGAAAAGAUUGAAGAAAAGAAGCGAAUGGGAACAGAGAAAAAGGAAGAAGAUGAUGAGGAUUUGGAUGCCUUUAUGAGCAAAUUAGCCAAAAAGCCAUUGCAAGGGGAUAAAUCCCUUUUUGUGCUCCAGCGUGAAUUGACACAAUUAAAAAAGGUAAUCAACACAGGAAAAAAGAUCUAA